AUGUCAGAACAAGUAAAGAUCAAUCCAGAUUUACUGAUUAUACUAGUUGGUUCAGUAAUAAAUAAAUGUAUCAGUGAAUACAAAGGUGAUUAUAAGGAUUGUAAGGCAUUAUUCCCAGUAAACAAAUUCAUUCUUGAUUUGAAUAAUCUUACUCAAGAAUAUACUACGAAAUUCCCUAAUAUUGAUAUUCACUUCCCUCAAAUAGAUAUUAAAUUACUUUCAUUUAUAAUCACAAAGACUUUAUAUCAUAAAUUUGUUACUGUGACCCAAGAUCAUGUAAUUAUUGAUGUACUACCUCAUGCCUAUGAGAAUUAUUUGAAAAAUAUUGUUGCUACUUCAACUUUACGAUAUGCUAAGUAUUUAUUGAAAAGUGCUAAAGAUUUAUAUGAAUUAGAACAAAAGAAAUUAAGAAAAGAGAAAGGCGGGGUGUCACUACAGGGAAAUGCACCCAAAGAAACAAUUCCAACAUUGCAACAACAAUCAGCAACACCAAAUGAAAAGCAAGAGGUAGUAGUACCACCACAAGUGAAAGCGCAACCACCAAAUUCUACAAAUACUUUGAAAGUCAACGUUGCAGAGAAUAAGGUAGAUACAAUAAAGGAAAGUAAACCUAUUUCAAACGUACCUGAACCAACGAAAGUUCAACCAAAACCUCAAAAUAGUGAUAACAAAGAUUCUACUGUGUCCGAGAAACCUAGUCCAAAUGAGUCCACAUCCCUAUUGGUAACGAAAGAGAAAAGUGAAGAGAAAGUUGUUGAUGAAGAUCAAACAAUGGAAUCUUCUGAAGAUCAAAAGAAUGAGGAGCAAGAUCUAGAAGAAUCUAAAGAGUUGUCUAAUACAGAUACUGACAAGAUGGAUAUUGAUGAGCCUCAAAAACCAAUUGAUGAUAAAACAUCUGAGAAAGUUGAGGAGGAAAUCAAUCAAGAUCAAGAUCAAGAAAUGUCCGAUGAGGGCGAGGAAGAAAGUGCUGGUGUGGAAGAGCAACCAAAAACACUAGAAUCUACUACUGAACCACUGGAUGAAGAGAAAGUUGCAGAAAAUGAAAAUGGAGUGGAAGUACCAUCAGAUGAGAGUAAACAAGAUGAAGUUGCUUUGGAAGAAAAACAGACAGAUGAGGAAGCCGAAAAGCCGAUAGAGAGUAUUGAAGAAAAUGAUGAGAAGAACAAGGAGAGCGUAAUAAUUGAAGAAGAUAAGGAAGAGGAAAUCCUGAAAACCAAGGAGUCAGAACAAGAGCAAGAAGACAAGGAUGAGGAAAGGGAAAUCGGAAGAACUGAACAAGAUGAAUCUGAUGAAAAAGUGGAAGAAACUGGAAAGACCGAAGAAGAAACUAACAAAGAAGAAGAUGCUCAUCAACCAUCUUCACCUGAAGAAGAAUCUCCAUCUAUAGAAGAAAUUCCAUUAAAACAUGAACUGGAUGCUGAUAUUGAAGCUAUACCGGGAAGUGACAGUUCAAAAGAAGCAACACCAGAAGUCAAACAGUCACCAAAAAUUAGUGAUGAUCAAGGCUCACAAGAAUCACCUGAGAAAUCUCACGAUGAUGUACCAUCACCACCACCACCGCCAUCUACUUCAUCUUCAGCAUCUCGUAAACGUGCUCGUUCUCGUUCUCCAUUGCCUGUUCCAGCUCAGCAGCAUAAACGAUUCCAAAACAUUGCUAUCAAUUUACUUAAUUCCAUUCAAGAACAUCGAUUUUCUUCACCAUUUCUUCAACCUGUAAGUGUUAAAGAUGCACCCGAUUAUUAUAAUGUGGUUCGUGAACCUCGAGAUUUGAAAAAUAUUAUGAAAGCAGUAAAAUCUAAAAAUGAACCACCAUUAUAUCAAUCAGUGAAAGAAUUAGAAAGAGAUAUUAUGUUGAUGUUUGCUAAUUGUAUAAUGUACAAUCAAUCUGGUGAUGAUUUAGUGGAAUUGACCAAGACAAUGAAACAAGAUAUCAGUGAAGUAUUUAAAAUGUUUGAAGAAGCAGAAGAGGAUAUUAAGUAG
This is a messenger RNA of Candida albicans SC5314, 1980 nucleotides long. RefSeq lists its product as uncharacterized. The transcript has a single exon. Bases 1 to 1980 code for a protein of 659 amino acids. NCBI's taxonomy places the organism in Eukaryota, Fungi, Ascomycota, Pichiomycetes, Serinales, Debaryomycetaceae. Gene Ontology annotation, molecular function: protein binding. Gene Ontology annotation, cellular component: NuA4 histone acetyltransferase complex. The record is from RefSeq and is a predicted model, not a curated record.